GCAAGCUCAGGGAGCUGUGGAAAUGGAACAUAGUAAAGAUGCAUCAGAUCUACAAGGAGAUAUGGACACAUGCAGUGGCAGCGAUUGUGGGGAGUUGGGUGCUGAAGGAGGGCUAGCAUUUAAGAUUGAUAGAGAAGGAGUUAUCAAAGGACAAAUGAAAGAAGAUGAAAAAGGCAAUGAUGCACACUCUGGAAAAGAUGAUGUAGUUCUCUCUGACCUGGCUAUGCAUCUCCUACCUGAAAAUUUAACACCACUGGGCCUCCGCUUAGGGUUAUCCAACAUUAUCAUCAACCAAAUUCGAUUUAAUAACCCUUUGAGCAUAGGUAAUGCUAUCUACCAGGUGCUUCAGGAAUGGAAAGGAAUUAUAUGUGCUGGAUGCUUGACUGAGGAACAUUUUAAGACGCUGGAACAAUGUCUCCGGAAGAUUGGGCAUGAGGAUGCAGCUGACUGGCUGAUAGAGAGAUUGCAUAAGUCUACAGACCAACUUGGGCAGCCUUCCCCAUCUCCUGGCCAACUUGUGCAGCCUGCUUCCUCAGACUCACAGUAAG
Messenger RNA from Strongylocentrotus purpuratus (purple sea urchin), 548 nucleotides. RefSeq lists its product as uncharacterized. Gene Ontology annotation, biological process: signal transduction. Gene Ontology annotation, molecular function: protein binding. The transcript has 2 exons. Bases 23 to 547 code for a protein of 174 amino acids. The record is from RefSeq and is a predicted model, not a curated record. Lineage: Eukaryota; Metazoa; Echinodermata; Echinoidea; Camarodonta; Strongylocentrotidae.